AUGGACGGUAGUGAAGCACAAAUAUCAUAUCAAAUAGAUUCUCAAACAACAUCAUCGGUAAUGGCAAAUGUCGAUACACAACGUCCAAUGUAUACAGUACCUGGUAUACUUCAUUUUCUUCAACAUGAAUGGACGAGAUUUGAAAUUGAACGACAACAAUGGGAAACAGAACGUGCAGAAUUUCAAGCACGUAUCGCUUUUCUUCAAGGUGAAAGACAAGGACAAGAAAAUCUAAAAAGUGCACUUGUUAGACGUAUUAAAAUGCUUGAAUAUGCAUUAAAACAAGAAAGAUUAAAAUUCAAUAAAUUAAAAUAUGGAAGUGAAAAUGUUCCAUUAGAAGAUCAAAAACCAACAUCAAAUGAAGCACAAAAUUUUGAUGAUGAUGAAAAUAAAGAAGAUCCUAAUUUAGGUUUUGGUGAUAAUAGUGUUUCAUUUAAACAAGGUCGUCAAUUACUUCGACAAUAUUUAAAAGAAAUUGGUUAUGUUGAUACAAUAAUUGAUAUACGUUCAACAGCUGUUAAAAAAUUACUUGGUAUUAAAAGUGAAACUAAUUUCAAUGGAAAUAAUAAUAAUAAUAAUAAUAUCAGUUUAAAUGGUGAUUUUAAAUCAACAAAUGAAUCAAAACGAAUCAUUCCAAAUAUUGUUAAAAAUGCAACAAGUGAUUUAAGUAAAUCAGUUCUUGCAUCACUUGUCUUUCUUAAAGAAGAUCAACCUGAUGAAGAUUCAAGUGACGAUGAUAUUGACGCUAGUCGUAUAAUGGUUAAACCAAGUGAUGUUAAUACAACGAAUCAUAAUACAGGUCUUGAUACACUCAAUGAUCUUGAUAGUGAAGAAGUAGCUUUACAUGAAUUUGAUUUUCUUACUGGAGAUGCUGCCACAUCAGGAAAUAUAAAUCAAAUGAAAUCAAAUGAAACAAAUAGUGAUGAUUGGGAUGUUGAUCAAUCUCGAUUAAAUCGUCUUAAAGAAGAAUAUAAACGUGAUCGUCAUGGUAAACAACAUCAACAUCAUACAACAAAUUCAUCAUCAAUUCGAAAUAAUUUACUUGAUAAUGGAAAUGAUGAUACAUCUUCUGAUCAACGAACAUUUUCAACAGAUGAACAAAUCAAUCGCGAAAUGGUUGAUACAAUGAUGUUUCGAAAUAGUAAAAAUUUUAUGGGAGAUACUGCUAUGGAUAGUCUUGAUGAAUUAGCACGAGUUACAGUUUUAAAUGACAAUGAACCUCAAGAUGAUACUACAACAACAGAUUCAUCUGAUUUUCGAAAGAUAUGGAAUGUUAAAUAUGUUUUACGAAGUCAUUUGGAUGGUAUACGUUGUGUUACAUUUCAUCCAGUUGAAUCAGUUGUUAUAACUGGAUCUGAAGAUCGUACACUUAAAUUAUGGAAUCUCGAAAAAUCAGCUGUUUUAAGAAAAUCAGCAUCGACAACACAAGAUCUUGAACCAAUCUAUACAUUUCGACGGCAUACCGGUCCCGUCUUAUGCGUGGCAAUGAAUCCGUCCGGAGAACAGUGUUAUAGUGGUGGUCUUGAUUCAAUUAUAUCUGUAUGGAAUAUUCCAAAUUCUGAUGUUGAUGCAUAUGAUUCCUAUGAUUCAAAUGUUUUAUGCAAAGUGUUAGAAGGUCAUACAGAUGCUAUUUGGCAAUUAGUUAUAUCCGGUCAAAAAUUAUUAUCAUGUUCAUCGGAUGGAUCUAUUCGAUUAUGGGAUCCAAAUUUAAUUCAACCAUUACAAUCAAUAUUUCAUAAUGAUGAUAUUCCAAUAUCUAUUGAUUGGUUAAUGCAAGAUACAAAUCAAUUUGUUGCAACAUAUGAUUCUUUAAAAACAAUUCUUUAUGAUACUGAAACAGGAAAAGUUGUAUCACAAUUUGGUAAUGAUAAUUCAACAUUAGAUCCAAGUUAUCGAAUUAAUAAAAUUAUGAGUCAUCCAUCACAACCAAUUAUAAUAACAGCACAUGAAGAUAGAAAAAUACGAUAUUUUGAUAGUAAUUCCGGACGUAUAAUACAUUCAAUGGUAGCUCAUCUUGAUACGGUUACUUCAUUAGCAAUUGAUCCACAACAAACAUGCCUUCUUUCUGGCAGUCAUGAUCGUUCAAUACGUUUAUGGAAUUUGGAAACAAAAAAUUGUAUACAAGAGUUAACAGCUCAUCAAAAGAAAGAUGAUGAAUCUAUACAUGACGUUGCAUUUCAUUUAUCAAAACCUUAUAUGGCUAGUGUUGGAGCUGAUUCAAUAGCGAAAAUUUAUGCUUAA
Rotaria sordida is the source of this 2241-nucleotide messenger RNA. The record is from the annotation of a GenBank genome assembly. NCBI's taxonomy places the organism in Eukaryota, Metazoa, Rotifera, Eurotatoria, Philodinida, Philodinidae.